UAAGUCGGUUCUCAACAACUAUUGAAAAGAUUUUAUUUGUAUUUGUGAAGUAUUUCAGAAUUUGAUAUCAGAUUAACGCGUAGAACACGAUGAUGUUUAUUUAUAUUUUCGUCAUUAUCAUUAUAACAUCAAAUGCAGCAUGUUCUGAUUCGUAUAAGCGUAAUUUUCGAUACACAUCCAGUGAAGAGCAAAUAGAUCACUCUCCAUCCUUUUUCAGCGAAAUUAACAGUCUUUAUCUACAAGACAGAUAUUCAAACGUGGUUUUAGUUGUAAAUAAUGAACGAAUUUCCGCUCAUAAACUUGUGUUAGCUUUAAACAGCGAAUAUUUUGGCGCUUUAUUCUAUAAUGAAGGUCUUAUGAAACCCUUUCAGACGGAUGUGACACUAGGGUUGGAUGGAACUUCUGUAAGCUCAUUUAAAGUACUUCUUAAAUGCAUUUAUACCGGUCAAUUGAAUUUAAGCAUCUUAGAGGACAAUGUGAUUAUAGAAUUAUUUCGUCUUUCAAAUUUAUUUAAAGUUCCUAAAGUUUUACUUGCUGUUUCCAAGCAUUUAGGAAGUAAAAUUGAUGAACAAAAUGUGUUCACCAUAUUUGGUCUAGCCCGUCAUUAUCAACAUAAUGAACUUAUAGCAGAAUCACUUAACUUUAUGGACAGCCACGCUUUACUUGUAUUACAGUCCCAAGAUUUUUUGUCUUUGCCACCCGAAGCAAUACAAGAAAUUCUCAUUCGAGACACGUUUGUUGCUUAUGAAUUGGAUGUAUUCCGUGCGGUUUGUUUCUGGAUCAAAACGCGUAAAGACAAAGGAGAUCCUGAAGCUACAAUCGAAGUAUUAUCAAACGUUAGAGAUUCAUUGAUACGUGAUGAUAAACUGUCGUCAGUGAUCAAGGAAUCGCAGCUGGAUAAAACGGAAAUUGUAGAAGCCAUACGAUUGGGAAACUUGUUGUCACCAAGUAAACGUCAAACUCCAAGACACUCAAACCCCAAUAUCAAUAUGGCUAGUUCGUCUCAUGGCACUCAGGUUAAAAGAAGAACUGACGGCAAUAAUUUGGGACGCGAAUUAUGAAAUUAAUUAUUAUAAAAAAU
This is a messenger RNA of Adelges cooleyi (spruce gall adelgid), 1081 nucleotides long. Its product is annotated as BTB/POZ domain-containing protein 9-like. The coding region runs from base 90 to 1061 and encodes 323 amino acids. NCBI's taxonomy places the organism in Eukaryota, Metazoa, Arthropoda, Insecta, Hemiptera, Adelgidae. The record is from RefSeq and is a predicted model, not a curated record. The transcript is spliced from 7 exons. Gene Ontology annotation, molecular function: protein binding. Gene Ontology annotation, biological process: modulation of chemical synaptic transmission; adult locomotory behavior; circadian behavior.